This is a messenger RNA of Oreochromis aureus, 4587 nucleotides long. It is a transcript of the gene mmp11b, whose product is annotated as matrix metallopeptidase 11b. Gene Ontology annotation, cellular component: extracellular matrix. Gene Ontology annotation, molecular function: zinc ion binding; metalloendopeptidase activity. The coding region runs from base 67 to 1524 and encodes 485 amino acids. Gene Ontology annotation, biological process: collagen catabolic process; extracellular matrix organization; proteolysis. The record is from RefSeq and is a predicted model, not a curated record. NCBI's taxonomy places the organism in Eukaryota, Metazoa, Chordata, Actinopteri, Cichliformes, Cichlidae. The transcript is spliced from 8 exons.
CACCGGGGCCGACAUUCAUUCGCUCCGUCCGCUCUGUUGCACGGUCGCCGUCACAGCGUUGAAAAGAUGCUGCGAGCUGCCGUGUUUUACGGCAGCAUCCUGCCUUUGUACCUUUUCCUCUGCGUCUGUUCUCUGCCGGUACACGACCACAGGACCGCCAAGCAGCUGCAGAGAUGGAGCAACAGUCACGCCGGUCUGAAGAAGAGGCCAAGUCAUGAACAGGACACACUAAAUGAAGAGUACGAUUUGAAGUCCCAAAAUGACACAGAUUUGUGGAAUCGUCCUCGCUGUGGAGUCCCAGAUUAUCCUGCCUUAACGCAGCUCAGCACGACGUACAACAAUGUGAAAAAGAGGAGGGGCACCUUGAGUAGACAGCAGCGCAGGAAGCGAUUUGCGCUCUAUGGCAGGCGAUGGGAGAAGACAGACUUAACUUACAAGAUCAUACGUUUUCCCUGGCAGAUGAGUGAGGACAAAGUGCGGAGUGUUUUCCAGGAGGCGUUUGGUGUGUGGGGUGCUGUUACUCCUCUCAGGUUCAGAGAAGUAACCAGUGAGAAUGCUGACAUCAUCAUUGACUUCAACAGGUACUGGCAUGGGGACAGCUUACCAUUCGAUGGUCCAGGAGGAAUCCUUGCUCACGCCUAUUUCCCCCAGACACAGAGAGAGGGAGAAGUCCACUUUGACUAUGAUGAGCACUGGACAGUGGGCAAUAAUGCUGGCACAGACCUCCUCCAAGUGGCAGCUCAUGAGUUUGGCCAUGUUUUGGGCCUGCAGCACUCCCUUGAGCCCGAUGCUGUGAUGUGCCCAUUCUAUAGUGACUCUUACCCUCUGCAGCUGAGUGAGGACGACAAAAGGGGCAUUCAGUAUCUGUACGGAUCCCCUCGCCACACACCGCCUGUGAUGACAGAGACCAAUGAGAUUCAGACUGAACUGCCAAACGCUUGCAAAACAAACUUUGAUGCCGUAUCCAUGAUCAGGGGAGAGCUCUUCUUCUUUAAGUCUCAAUAUAUUUGGCGAAUCCGUGAUGGGCAGCUACAAGCUGGUUAUCCAGCUUUAUCAUCACGCCACUGGAAAGGAAUUCCGGAACACAUUGAUGCUGCGUUUGAAGACAAGUCUGGCAACAUCUGGUUCUUCCAAGGUGACAGCUACUGGGUUUUUGAUGCUGAAAGGAAGAUAACAGGGCCAGAUUCAGUGAGGCGGCUGGGUCUUCCUGUAACAGACAUUGAAGCAGCUUUGAAGUGGGAAGAGGACCAUACUGAGAAAGUCUACUUCUUCAAGUCGAGUUACUACUGGGUCUUCAAUGUUCAGGAUAAUCGAAUCAAUGACAUCCACCCUCACAGCAUUUACGAGUGGAGGGGAAUGCCCAGCCACAUCGAUGGAGCUUUUUUGGACAGAUAUGGCUAUGCCAAUUUCCUGAGUGGAAUGCACUACUGGAAGUUUGACCCAGUGGCACUGAAGGUACUGGAAGGCUAUCCCCGGAGCAUCGGCAUGGAUUUCUUUGGCUGCUCUGCCUCUCUGUCCAAAUAAGUUAAUAUACAUCUGCAUUACUUUUACAAAUCAUUUUUUUCUGUUAAAUUUCCCAUACAAAACACUCAAGAUGUUUUGGAAAUAUUCAAUCUGAUAGAUUUCAUGAAUUUGACUACAAAGCAAGUGUCUGUAUUUGCCUUUUGCAGAGCCAGAGAUGUUUCUGUCAGUGUCAGAAUACAAUGUGGAGAAAGCUAGUUAAAAUUGUUAGUGUCAGUUCAAUAAACACUUCAGAUCCAAGCUUUUAUCCCACCAUCUCAGCUGACUGCAGGUUUCCCCAACCUUACAAACAGUACGUUUGCAUAAUGACUAAAACUAGCACCAGUGGCUAACAGUGGGCUGUGAGGUCAGUUUCAUGGUCAUUAAUAUGCAAAUUGGCAUUUCUCUGUGGCUUUGAAAGCUACAGAGACAUGAUGUUUUGAGAAAAUGCAUCUCAGCUGUUCCGAUACUCCUGACACAUAAGGGAUCACUAAGUGUUUUUGCUUAGGCAGCAGUUGUCCUUCUUCUCUCCUGGAUUGCCUGGAGCUUUCUUUAGGCACCUUCCCAGCUUUGGCAAAUGUCCAGCUGGGAUAACCACAUUUACUCAGGGCCUUCUUGAUGUGAUGUUCUUCUGCUUCCCUGGUCCCUCUUUAUAAAUGGUAUGGUGGCUAUUGAUCAAUGAUGAAAGAAGUCACUUGGAAGAUAAAUAAAACUCCCACUGAAAAUUCUACAUCCAGAGUCAACUUUCUGGAACUGCUUAAAAUGAUUACUCAUAGUACCCAUGUACUGAGUAAAUGAGUAUUCAAAACCCACACACUCAUAAACUGUUCUUUUGAGUGUUUGGCUAGUCUCAAUUAAGAGAUUAAGGUGAACACUUUCUUACAUUAGUCUAGCAUUAUUGAUGAGUUGUGUUAGUGGUAGAAACAAAAAAAUGACAUGUAGUUUUGAUUUGAUUGAAAUUUUCAAACUCACUUUCAAGCAUUCUGAGUUAUUUACACGUUUCAAAAAGAUUUAAGAGUAUUCUACCAUUCUGUUAGCUGUUCAUUAACCAUGCACACCUACUGGAGCCACUGACUAUAUUGUUAGUUGGCUCACAACCACAGAUUGUAUAUAAAAAUGAUGGAUGUAGCUUCCUGGUCUGAGGAGGGAAUUCAGUGUGGAUGUGCCUGAAUCCUAAAUUCUACUCCAAUGUUCAGCAGGGAGCAACUUCUCUGCUUGCAGAGCCAUUUUGGGGGGUAUUUGAUAGCAAUAGUGGAUACAGACAGGAAAGCAAAGAGAGAGAGAGGGUGGAAGACAUGCAGCAAAGAGUCCCAGGUCGGAUUCAAACCCAGGCCGCUGUCUUCUGGUCAUUGGUCGCCUGCAUACCCACCGACCUAAACUGAAGCCCACAGGGCCAUUUCAUAUGGGAAAAUUACCACUGACUCCUUCAUCUGUGAUCUCAGUCAACACUUUCCAGAUGAAAUGAAAAUGUUUCUCAAAGGUGUCCUGAAGGAAUCUCAAGCAGGGUAUAGCUUACUUUGUGACUGGAAAGCUGCUAUUGUAUGAGCAUGCGGCCCCUGGGUUUCUUAUUCAGAUCUCAUCACAUCGACUUGCAAAAUAGCAAAAUGACUACAGCAAAAGAUGCUCAGUUUGAGGCCUUACAGCAUGGACUUGGCUAACUAAAGGGUAAUGCAUACAUCUGGGGUAUAUAUGUAUAUAUCUGAGCAUGUACAUUUAGGGAUGGCUGCAUCUUGGGAGGUAGAGCAGGUCAUCUACUAAUUGGAAAAGUGGUUAUAAGAAGUGGUUAUAGCUGUGCUAAUAGAAUGGCUCUACAGAUGGCAGGUUCACUUAGAACUUAUCUCAAGACUCAGCUAUCUCACCAAAUGCUGCAUGGAUUGUGCAGAGGAUUGGCCGCUACAAGUUCUGAUAUGUUUUUAAAAAAAAUUCUCCAAAUAGAAUGAAUAAAAAUGUAAAAGAUCCCAGCUUUACUUCUACACCUCUUCCACAGUUUGCCUAAGUUGUAGCUUAACCACAGUUUAGUUCUGAGAAAAAUAGCUUUAACUAAAUGUAUAUGUAAUGUAUAAAUCAUUGCAUUCUGUUUUAUUUAGAUUUAACACAAUAUUCUGACUUUUUGGAAUUGGCUUUGUACAUACAUGUGUAUGGCUGGCCCUGUGAAACUGGGUUAGUGGUUUUACUGCUUCACUCUCCUUUGACCGCAUCCACGGGCCAUUUAGCCCCUUGGAAAAUGAUCUGCAAGCCAUUUCUUUAAAAGAAAAAUCAGGACCAGCCAGGAAAUGACGCAUUACUAUAAUAAUGUAAUUGUUCACAAAAGCAAUUUCUAGCCUUUUAUUCAGCUUGAGCAGAGGUAAACUGCUGUUCUGGCGCUGGCCUGAUGUGAGAAACGAUUGGUUUGCUUUUGCAUUGUGUGGCACUGACAACCUGUGUUGCAAAUCCAGUUUAUCCACAUUAGUUUUUUUUUAAACUAAACUAGAUAGUAUCCAGAAUAAAUGAAGCCUUGUGGUUAAUCUUAUAUUUUUAAGGUGCUACUUAAGGUUCCAUAGGCAAGACAGACACAUGCCUCAUAUCUGCUCUUUUCAGUGUUAAUGUUGUCCUUUGGUGUAUUCAUCUUGUGCCAUAAAAUAGUUUUUUUUUUUUUUCGAUCUUUCUUUCAGUCUGCUGAUUCCUCAAAACCACUGAGUGAAAUUUUUAAAAACAUAAACAGACACAAACAAAACAAAACAAAAAACCCUCUGUGAUAUAAACUGUGGUUUAGGCCUAAUCAGAAAAAAGAGAAAAAGAGACAGAAUUACACUAUGGCUUCACUCACAGUAAUGCAUAUUUUUAUGGAUAUUGCAUAUUUUCAUUUGUAUUCAGUACUGUUUUCUAUUGUUUGUAAUAAACAGUGCAGGACACUGAGGAUUGCAAUGAUUUGUAAAAUACACUGGUGUGCCUGCAAAAAACAGCAGUCCAUCAUAGCAUGGACAGUUAGCUGUGAUUUUAAUCAUUGCAAAUGCGCCUUAAUAAUGAUAUUUUAUUGGGAUAUCCUUUUUAACUCUCUGUUUACCAUUAUAUUCAGGGGUAUUUCAUGUGAAUAAACCAGUUCUGUAU